UCCAGUUGUGAGUAGCUGUGCUUUCGGACAAAAACGACCGACACAAAUGUCUCCGUUUCUAACCGGAGUUUAGGUCUGAACGGAUCAGAGCAACGGAGCCCGGGAGACUGAUAACGUCGCCGACGGCGGAUGCCGCUCACGUUGCGGAAUUCUGCCGGGAGGAGGAGAAAAAACCCGGAUGAGAAGCUCCCGGAGCGACCCGGGGAGUCUACUUCUGCUCAGGUGAUGGCGCCCACACGCAUGAAACUGCGUGUGCGCCGUCGUGAUGGUGCAGGUGCAGCGGGAGGCGGUCAGCCGGCUGAGGAGGAGGAGCGGAGUCGAGAGACCGGCGGUCGCAGCAGCAGCCGGAGGAAAAACACCAGUAACACCUCGACCACUGCUGCCACCGCCUCCUCUCCGCCCACGUCCUCGGCCUCGGCGAGGACGGUGGUGGCGGCAGAGGAGGCAUCACCUGACUCCAAGUGCCCCAUCUGUCUGGACCGCUUCAACAACCUGGCGUACCUGGACCGCUGCCUGCACCGCUUCUGCUUCCCCUGCAUCCAGGAGUGGUCGCACAACAAGGCAGAGUGUCCGCUCUGCAAGCAGCCCUUCGCCUCCAUCCUGCACUCGGUCCGUGCCGAGGACGACUUCAAGGAGUACACGCUGCGGCCGGCGCCCGCCAACAGCAGCGUGGCCGCCACUGUGGCAAUGGUGGCCGCAAUGGCGUCGGCGGCGAGGAGCGACCACCAGAUGCGGUUGAUGCUGAGGAGGCACAGGGCAACAGACGGCGGAGAGACAACGACGACGAGGAGGCGGAGGAGGGAGAGGGGAGGGAGAGGAGGGGGGAGCAGGAGGACGGGGGAGAGGACGGGGGUGUGGGAAUGGUACCUGGACUCUCCUCCUCUCCCCCCUCUUCCUCACCAUCCCGCUGUGUCUCCCAUGGUCGCUGAGGACAGUGGGGAGGGGGAAGACCUGGAGCAGCAGAGGAUGAGGGGAGGGGCAGAUCUGGCAGAGCGCGGCGUGAUAUUUGAGGGACUGACGGGCCUUGGGGGGGCAGUGUCAGUUGCCCCCAACGACCGGGCGUCACGGCGGCUGAUGACCCGUCUGGCGGCAAGGCAGCGGCUGCAGCGAGAAGGUGGAACUGUGCGGCGGUUGAGGGAGAGAGAGACUGUGGCCUUCCGCCGCGCGCUCUACCGCUGUGGCAUACGGGUCCGCGGUGUUGCCGGGGUCAGCGGUAACCAGGCGCAGCAUCGUGACAUCACAGCAGAGAGCUUCCGUCGCAACCCAGCCCACCUGAACAGACUCCGUCCCUGGCUACGGCGGGAGCUCACGGUGUUGUAUGGUGCUCACGGUACGCUGGUCGACAUCGUCCAACGCAUCAUCAUGGCACGGCUGGCCCGCCACGGCUUGGAGGACACGCCGACCAUAGAAGAAGAGCUGCGGCCGUUCUUGUUGGCUCGCACCGACCACUUCCUGCACGAGCUGGUCAGCUUCGCCCGCUCGCCGCUCAGCCUGGAAAACUAUGACCUGCAGGCGGUGUAUGAGCCGCCCGCCACGGCCAUGGAGCUAGAUGGGACGAGCAGCCCGUCUGACAGCAGCUCCGUCAUCGCCAUAUCAGAGGGCGAGGAGGAGGAGAGCCGGGCGGGGGGAAUGUCAGAGGAGAGGCUGCAAGGGAGAGCGGGGAGCACUUACGAUGAUGUCAUUCAAACAGGAAGUAGCCUUAGCCUGUCUGCCUGGGACGACGAAACGCCGGGCCCCUCCUACUCCACUGCCGAGCCGUCAUGUUCACUUUCCUCACUGUCAUUCAGCCCCGACACACACAAGUCAGCCAAUAAGGACGCGGGAGAGAAGCGGGAGGAGGAGGGGGAGGAGGAGUGUCUGAUCGUUGGAUACAAGAAGCCGAUCGCAGAGCGGACGCCGGAGCUGGUGCAGCUCUCCUCCGACACCGAGGAGGAGGAGGAAAAGGAGAGAGAGGAGGAAAAGAUGGUUGAGGAUGCUCCGCCCCUCCCCUCCACCACCCCUCCUCUUUCGUACCUACCUACAAUCCCUCCCUCCACAUCUGGCGCCUACCUAGAGGAGCAGAACGACAAGCCGAAGGAGAAAGACGGCGAGGCGGGUGGGCGUCGCUCACGUGCACGCUCCUGGUCGGUGAGCUCGGGACGAAGCCGGGAGUCCGUGUGCACGCUCAGCCCGAGCGAGCAGCGGCCGGAGAGCUGGAGAGACAGGAAGCAGUGUGGUAGUGAGGUGGUGAGGGAGAAGAGGAGGAGGAAGAAGAGGAGGAAAGGGCGGGAGAGGAGUGGUACCUUGUACAACCCAAACCGAUCCAUCUAUCCCGCCAUGAUGCACCGCCGCUCCCACUCUCCCUCGCCGUUUUACUCCAGCGUUGAGUCCGGUUCACCGCUGCCGCCCAGCCCGCCCGACUCCAGCUGGGAGUACCACUGCUCCCCCUUUACCUCCUCUGUCUCCUCGCGCUCCUGCUCUUCCUCCUCCUCACCCCUCUGCUCCUCCCCGCAGCCGCCGACCUCACCACCACCGCAGACGCCGCCGACGCCCUCGCUCUCCCCCGGCGACACUCACCACAGAGAAAAACCCGGUGGGAAGAGGAAGUACAAGAGCCGCCACCUGGACAGCAACGACAAGGACCCGACCUGGAGGCCGAGCAGCAGCCACCGCAAGGAGAAGAGGAGGGAGAGGGGGGAGAAGGAGAGGAGGAGGAGGAGGAGGGAGAGAGAGGGAGGGAGGAAACGGGAGAGACACAGGAGGGAGAGUAGUUACUGUGGAGAGAGCAGCGGCAGGAGGUCCAGAGAAGACCGGAGUCCGAGCGUGGAGAUCAUCUACGAGGGCACCAUCAUGUCCGACGCCGCACAACCUCCCGCCCGCAAACGCCGCAGGAAACGCCACCGAAAGAUGCCACACAACAGUUCUCCAGUCAUCAUCACCCUCGACAGCGACAGCAGCCACGACGACCUCAACAACAAAAACAUCAGCAGCGGCAGCAGCAGUCCGCUCAGCAGCCAGCAGACCGUCGACUUCUCCGACCUCCCUCCUCUCCCGUUGGUGCAUUCUGCCGGCGUAGGCGGGGCCUUGGAAGGUGAAAUUGGCGAGCUUCCCGUUGACAUCCUAGACCGGGGAUCUGACGGGUCGGAGACGGAGCCAGCGGGCCAAUCGGGUCCCAUCGCGAUCGAUAACAGCGACAACAGCGAUGACGUGGACGUGGAAAAUAUCGAAGAGAGUGAUUCACUGCUGGUGUGGAGUGAUGAUAGAGGGCUGUCCUCGGACUUACAUGGACCAAUCAGAAAGGACGACACGAAGACGACCAUUGAUAAUCAUCCAAGAGAGGCAACGAGUGCGGACGCUCGGCGGCCAGGAGACAAAGACUCUGCCCCCGUCACAACCUCUGACAGCUGUCUGCUAGCAACCAUCCUAAAUGACCUGAAGGAAAUUGCUGUUCCUAAACGUGACUCGUCUUCGAACUUUAGUUCCUCCCCCGACACCAGAAGAAAAUGUCUUCAGGCUCGUUCCAAUCAGGGCGACUGGUUGGCUGAGACGAGACGUCCCGAUGCCGAUUUGCCUGUGGAACGAGAACAAAAUCAGGAGUCGGACUGUCGUACCUCCACGCCCCCGCCGCCGCCUUCUCUUCAGCAGCUGAAGGAGGGCGGAGUCAGACACGAGGGCGUGGACAUCCCUCCACUCCUAAAAAAGGCCAGUCCUGUCCGGUCACACAACAGAAACACGCCACCACCAUUAAAACACAAAGACGCUGGGAGUCCACACCGGUCGCCCGCAGGCCUCCACUCACCUCAUGCCUCCAUCGACGUUGACCCAGUUGGUGUAAAUAAUCCCGUUGACCUCAAUUCAAAUCCCGUCGACUCCCGUUUGUCUCCCGAUCCGCCCAAAGAUCACCAGGUCAUCCCGCCCAUUUCAACGCUGAAGAAACAUUUAAAGAGCGCUUUGGCGUCUGCUAGCAGCGUUAGCACUGACCUGCAUCCUUCCUUUCAUUUAGCACCUAUUGACUCUCCUAAAGUCCGAGCAUUAACCACUGAGAUCCAUUCCAUAAGUCACAAACCCCCCAUUGAUAUCCACUCAUCUUCUGGGUCUGAAAAUACCACUCCACAUCUGGAUUUCUUGAAUUCUCUUCAUUCUUCAAAGUUACAUUCCUGUCGUGAAAGCACAAAGGAAACACCUUCCUGUGGUGUCGGAUCUUCACCCAUUAACUUACAUCCUGUGAAUUCUUUAUCUGCCAUUGAUUUCCAUUCAGCUGAUACCGGUUGGUCCAAAGAGAAACGAGCGCGCACUGACUCUACCUCCGGAGGUUGCAGGAAUGAGACUUUAAUGAAUUCCUGUCAGGUAGCACCCGUUGACCUCCAUCUUUCCAGCAGUGUUUGUGCUGGAGGCACGCCGGCAGGUAGUGGUGUUUUCUCAGGAGUCACUUCUAACGUCACGUCACCUGCUGUUUCGGGUUCGUCCCUCGAAUCCAGGACUCAGAAUCCCUUCUCACCCAUUGACUCGCACUCUUCCAAUAAAAGAGAGAACCUGUCACAAAAGCUGAGACUGAACUCGGUGCCAACAGCAGCUCCCAGUGGCAGGUUGACACCCGUUGACUUGCAUCCUAGAAGUCCCAAAUCUACUGUUGAUCUCCACUCUUCCAGUGCAGCUUCAGAAGGAUUGGCCGAUGGCACGCCAUCAUCAAUAAUCAAUCACGGGGAUCGAUCGCCCGGUGGUCACCCGCCACCUAUUGAUUUGCAUCGUAGAAGUCCUCCGCAGUCGGCUAACCUGCAUUCUUCUCGCUUUGUCACCACUAUGAUUGAUGGACACUCCAACCACACAGCCUUACCCCCCUCCUCCACCUUCCACACUGCACACAGGAAGUGCAGUUCUCGAGCCGAACCUACUGUUGACUCCCGCUCAGACCUUCGCCAGUCUGACUCAAAACAUCACAACCACUUUGACCCCAGCUCCAACUCACAGUUCCCCGUUGAUGCCCGCUCCAAACAUAACGCCCCCAUUGACGCUCGCUCGAAAAGCUCUCGGAGAGACUUCCAGCUCCACGCAGACAAUCGCAUCACGUCUUUCCCCGGGUCCGUUGAGAACCAGUGGAACUCCGGCGCUGACACUCGUUCAGACUCGCGGUCGCCCAUUGACGAACGUUCGGCGAGCGGAGUUUGGGCCGCACACACACACACAUAGGACACACUCAUGAAAAGAGAUUUAAGUGUUGAAGACUCAAAGGACGAACACUCGAUUUUUAUCUCUGUUGCUAUUUUUUGUUUAAUUGUUUAAGAUAAAUUGUGUUGAUUUAAAAUUUAACCCCUUACUGCCUGUUUCAUCCCAAAAGUUAAGUUUGAAUCACUGACAGCAAAUUGUUUUUACAUGUGAUUUGUUUUCCUGGGGCUGGGACACUGAGAAACUUGGAUCAAUAUAUUUGAUACAAAUAUUGAUUUAAAAAAAAUUGUCAUGAUAAUAAUGAUUUACAAUAUUAAUUACCAUUUCCACCAUUUUUGUUUGCGAUAGAGGGGAGAGAUAAAGAUUUAGUCUUGAUUUAUAAACUAGAGUUAAUUUGUCGAUAUCCUGGUUAUGAUGAUUAUUGAUAAUUGAUUGGUUCCAGCCCCCGCUGAUGCACAAGUCACAUGAAAAUGUUUAAGCCCGCCUUCAGACAAACAUUAAAGGUGGAGUCUCCUGCCAUUUUUUUAACCCGUCUCUGGGGAAACAUUAAGCCCCGCCCCCGUCUGUUAAUCACAACUGGGUCACAUGUUGUAUAAAACAGUAGCUGUAGUCUGAAAUCAAAUGGAAAUCGAAGUAAAAGUGAAAUAAAUAUAAGAAUUUAUGGAUGAAGUGAAAAAGCAACAUUUUCUAACAUAAAAAAAAAAAUAAUGGAAACAUUUGGACGUCACUUUUAGAAAAUCCUUCAAUAAUGAGACACGGCUGCAGCGUCAUCCCGGUCUGCUCAUCAUGUAAUAAAUGAGUGAAUAUGUGUGUUUACAUGUUCUGUAGGAAAAACCUCACGGGUUGAAGAAUCUUGAAUAAAGGUUUUCUCAGAGUGAGA
Messenger RNA from Seriola aureovittata, 6022 nucleotides. RefSeq lists its product as uncharacterized. Lineage: Eukaryota; Metazoa; Chordata; Actinopteri; Carangiformes; Carangidae. Gene Ontology annotation, molecular function: metal ion binding; ubiquitin protein ligase activity. The transcript has 4 exons. The record is from RefSeq and is a predicted model, not a curated record. Gene Ontology annotation, biological process: protein monoubiquitination; protein polyubiquitination. Bases 130 to 5166 code for a protein of 1678 amino acids.